Messenger RNA from Marasmius oreades (fairy-ring Marasmius), 1903 nucleotides. RefSeq lists its product as uncharacterized. The record is from RefSeq and is a predicted model, not a curated record. Bases 209 to 1903 code for a protein of 564 amino acids. NCBI's taxonomy places the organism in Eukaryota, Fungi, Basidiomycota, Agaricomycetes, Agaricales, Marasmiaceae. The transcript is spliced from 2 exons.
AAACAACUGGGACAGGACGAGUCCUUGUAAAUACACCUCCAUCCUUCUUACAGUUUAAAACCUUCUCAGGCUCGCCGAACGAAUUUUUUCCUGUCUGCUGUCGUUUGACGAUAUUCACUAGCUAAUUCGCCUCUAUACGGCACGGCCUCAGUUCAAGAACGAAAAUAGGAAAUCGAGGCCCCUUAAAUAUCCCGUGAAAAAAAAAAAAAUGGAUCGGAAACCUCAUUUUCUGUGCGAGGAGUGUUCCCAGCCAACAGAUGUACCUAAGCUAUAUCUUGGAAUCGAUUUUCAUCUUUUGCAUUCCAACCAUGUGCCCUCCGAGUUUGAAGUUCUACAAACUUCAAAGUUGCUCAGGGAAGAAACUUGGGAGCUCGACCGGUACGAAGGCAAAUGUUCGGAAUCGGAGAUGCCAGAAGCCGGGAAACAGAUACUCGAUAUCCGCAUCGCGCACCUUCGCUCUAUUACCUCUGUUCAACGUAGAGUUCCCGUGGAACUAUGGGAGAAGAUAUUCGCCAUCGCAUGCCUAUGGAAGGCUGGGUACUUCCUUGAGAUGACAACCACUCAUCACGGAUCACAUACCAUGAUGUUUCCUAUUCUUCUUACUCAUGUCUGUUCUCGCUGGAGAAAUAUCGCCACUGGCUGCCCCAGGCUUUGGGCCUCCAUCAGUAUUGACCUUGCUGAAAGGUAUUCCAACAAUACAAUGAAGCUCGUCGAGACAUUCUUGGCGAAUUCAGCAGCGUGUCCCUUAGACCUUCGGAUCUUGGCGAGUUUCAACCACACUCCCGAUGAAUAUGAUCGAGGCAUGUGGAAGUUUCUUACCGAUCAUUUUUCAAGAUCCAAGCGACUAUCAUUCAACUUCUACUUCAACGACACAAACCCUCUUACGUCCUUUCGAGACCAGGAUAUCUCCUUCAACGACCUAUCAUCUUUUCGUUCAUUCAUUAGUCCCGAUGAUAAUCCCUUCUGGAAAGCACUGCGUCAGGCUCCCAACCUGACAAGUGUCCAUGUGCGUCACGCGAGAAUGUGCAAACCCAGCUCAUUUCCGUAUCCACAACUGACCACACUAAUAAUCGAGUCCGUGGUUGACACAGACGUUGAGCGUCUCCUUCAAGUACUGGAGGAUUCCAUAAAUCUCCGAUGUCUGACCCUGAAAUACUUCACAAGUACCGGACGUACUCACGGUCUCACCUCUCGGCGUGUAGAAAUGCCCUUCUUACGGACUCUGGCCAUCUGUCAAGAGGAGAACUCGUGUCUGACUCCGAUGGACGAUCCAAGUCUAGAUGUACUAUUCUCAUCGUUGGCAAUGCCUGCUCUAUCAACCUUCAAAUUAUCAUGCAUCUCAGAUUUUCCGGUGGCUCGUCAUCGAUCUCAUCAUUGGCCAUCCUCGCUCCUCACCAUGCUGCGAAGUUCAUCCACAACCCUUAGGGAUAUAUCGCUCUUCCUUGGACCUAUUUCGACCGAUUCCGAUGACUCUCUUUACCAUACCUGGGCGCCUCUAUCGAUACUUCUAGAAACGACACCCCACCUAACCCACUUCAAUUUAGAAGAAGGAUCAGGAUACCUCGACGAAAUGACGGUGUACGCUGCUACCGGCCAUCUUCCUUCCGAAUCAUUACUUUCCGCGCUCACACAUGAACGACACAAUAGAAAAGUCCUUCCGGAGCUUGUCUCCUUGACCAUCAGGGGCAUUAAACUGAACUCCAAAAUCGUCUCCAAGGUCCUUGGUUUAGCUGCUUUAAGGAGCCCCAGUCGUCUCACAAAUGACGGUGUUGUUCGUCCAUUAAAACAACUCCGUAUCAUACCCCAUGUUUCGCCAAACUUCAGUUUGAAACCUCAUAUGUUGGCGACGAUUGAGACCUUGGAACGGGAAGGGGUGAAGGUCGUGAUAGAGAAAGAGCAGUAA